This is a messenger RNA of Pseudomassariella vexata, 828 nucleotides long. RefSeq lists its product as uncharacterized. The record is from RefSeq and is a predicted model, not a curated record. NCBI's taxonomy places the organism in Eukaryota, Fungi, Ascomycota, Sordariomycetes, Amphisphaeriales, Pseudomassariaceae. The transcript has a single exon. The coding region runs from base 1 to 828 and encodes 275 amino acids.
AUGUUGGUCAUACGGCAGGAUACGACCUCGAUCAUUUCCUCCGAUAUCACGACACCAACUUCAACCACCACGAUCUUUACUAUCGUCACAUUAACUACAACUGUUCCACCCAGAGGUCUCCCUACUGGUCUUGUCACGCCGUCUUCGAUGGCCACCCAACCAACCGAAACACCACCGGCCCUUGCCCCCAGUUCGCCCAGCGGCCUCACCACCGAACAAGUAGUGGGCAUAACAGUCGGCGUCAUAGCCUUUGUCUUCCUCCUACUGAUCCUCGUCGCCGUCUUCCGCCAUAAACUCAUCCGCCGGCAUCACCAAGCCAGCAUUGCACGAGACCGGAGCGUCGAUCCUCCAUCCGACUCCUUGGUCCGUGAAACCCGCACCCCCUCCGCAUUCCGCUCCUUCGCCAGCUUCGUCCAGACAAUCCCGCCCAUGCAACGGCCGUACUCGAAUUUUGGGGAGCCCCACAGCGGCGGCAGCGGCCGCGAGCCCAGCAUGCAGAGCAACGACGUGCGCAUCGUCAUUCAGCGGCCCAACAAGUCUCGGCCUUGGAACAGUGCACUUUGGCCCAUCCCGCCGGGCUACGCCGAGAGGUUCACUUUCUUGCGCUCGUCGACCGUGCUCUCGACGGCGUCGGAUGCGGAUGGGGCAGAGACGACGCGCAGGCAUUGGAGUUUAAGGACGGAACAUGCGAGUAGCUCCAAUACGCCGCCCGUCUUGCCUGUUCCUCGGGGUCCCGGGGGCCCCCUGAGUGUCAGUAGUGAGACGGGGACGGUUAGUGGGUUUUCAGGACGGAGUUUGUUUAGUAGUUGGAUUGGGAGGUCGUUAUAG